Molecule: messenger RNA, 6021 nt
Organism: Gavia stellata (red-throated loon)
Lineage: Eukaryota; Metazoa; Chordata; Aves; Gaviiformes; Gaviidae
Product: sodium channel protein type 5 subunit alpha-like
Exons: 27
Coding region: 1-6021 (2006 amino acids)
Biological process (GO): sodium ion transmembrane transport; neuronal action potential; membrane depolarization during action potential
Cellular component (GO): axon; voltage-gated sodium channel complex; plasma membrane
Molecular function (GO): voltage-gated sodium channel activity
Source: RefSeq, a predicted model, not a curated record
AUGGCCGAGUUCUUACUGCCUGAUACCAACAACUUCCGUAAGUUCACUUAUGAAUCCUUGGUUGCUAUUGAAAAAAGAAUUGCUGCCAAGAGGAGUUGUCGAAGAAAUACUACAGACCAGAAACCUGAGGAGAAACCACGUCCUCAACUUGACCUAAAAGCUUUCCAGAAGUUACCAGCUCUCUAUGGAAAUCCUCCUCCAGAGCUCAUUGGGGAACCACUGGAGGAUCUUGACCCAUACUACAAAGAUCGUAAGAUUUUCAUAGUGCUAAACAAACAGAAAACAAUCUUCAGAUUUACUGCUACACGUGCCUUAUGGAUCCUCAGUCCUUUCCAUCCAAUCCGAAGAACAGCCAUUAAAAUUUUAGUACAUUCAUUAUUCACUUUGUUUAUCAUGUGCACGAUUAUAACGAAUUGUGCAUUCAUGGCACUGACUGAGUCCUCUAAGACUUCUCCAUCUCCUUCAUGGAACAAGUAUGUUGAAUUUACUUUCACUGGCAUUUAUACUUUUGAAUCAUUGAUAAAAAUAUUGGCAAGAGGAUUCUGUCUAAAUGAAUUCACUUUCCUUCGAGAUCCCUGGAACUGGUUGGAUUUCACUGUUAUUGUUAUGGCGUACGUGGGAGCAUUUAGUAACUUGGGGAGCGUGUCAGUCCUUCGGACUUUCAGGGUUCUGAGAGCUUUAAAAACCAUUUCAGUAAUCCCAGGACUCAAGAUCAUUGUAGGGGCACUUAUCCAGUCUGUUAAGAAACUUGCCAAUGUGAUGAUCCUGACUGUUUUCUGCCUAAGUGUCUUUGCCCUUAUAGGCCUCCAGCUUUUUAAGGGCAAUCUAAGACAAAAGUGUAUCAGGAACUCUACAGACUUCAGUAAAAUACCUUAUUUGCUUAACAAAACAUGGGAAUCCUAUGAAAUAUUUGCUAAUGACACAGCAUCCAUUGCUAAGAAAAAGGGCACCUCAGAUAUUUUGCUAUGUGGUCCUGGUGCUGGGAUCUGUCCUCCAGACUAUAUAUGCUUGAAAAUUGGGCCAAAUCCUGAUUAUGGUUUCACUAGUUUUGAUACGUUUGGCUGGGCUUUUCUUUCCUUAUUCCGCCUGAUGACCCAGGACUACUGGGAGCGUCUGUACCAGCAGACCCUCAGAGCUUCUGGGAAGGUAUAUAUACUCUUCUUCAUGCUGGUCAUCUUUCUGGGCUCGUUUUAUCUAGUCAACUUGAUUCUGGCUGUAGUAACAAUGGCAUACGAAGACCAGAACAAGGCCACCAUUGCUGAAACGGAGGCAAAGGAAAGGAAAUUUCGGGAAGCCAUGGAAUUAUUACAGAAGGAGCAGGAGUCAUUGGCUAUUAAAGGAAUUGAUAUCCUGUCAAUUAGCUCCUUUGAAGCCUCUUCUCUGUCUACCAAAGAAAUCAAAGAAAGAUGCAAUAGGAAAAAGAGAAAUAAGUCCUUGGGGAUAGAAGAUAAUGAAGAAGAAGAACAAUUCCCCAAGUCACAGUCCACAGACAAUCAACGCAAGUUGUCUUUCCUUGGCCUGGUGUACGGUCCCAACGCAAAUCAGGUGAAACGCAGACUUAGCCACGGGAGCGUGUUCAAUUUCCAAAUACCUGCUUUAGAAGUUGAUUCCAGAACGGAUAUUGGUGACGAGGAGACCCGCAGUGCCGGGGAACAUGAAAUCCAGUGUCGGUCACUGUCGGUCACGCAGAUGGGAAGACGCUCCAGCGUGCAAAGUCAAAUGAGCCACAGCUCUCACCCCGCUACCCCAAACUGUGUGCAGAGCGGCAAGUGGGCUAACGUGGAUGACUGCAAUGGGGUGAUUUUGAUGACGGGAGGAGGAAGCAGCAGGGUGCACAGUCUAGAUCCAGUGUCUUCUGAAGGAGUAAUGCUUCCACCAGUGAUGGAAGACCCAGGAAAGAGUGAUCUGCAGCCAGCUGUAAAUGAUGAGAGCAGCAUGAUGCAUUUGCCUCCUCAUCUGUCAGUGGAGUACUUUAACGAGGCACUUCAGAGACAAAGGGCAGCAAGUGCAGUCAGCAUAAUUACCAGUGUCUUGGAGGAACUUGAGGAAUCCCAGCGGAGAUGCCCGCCGUGCCUGAAUGAUUUUGCUUUGAAGUAUCUAAUUUGGGACUGUUGUCCGCUUUGGUUGAGAAUCAAGAAAAAAGUGGCUGCUUUCAUAAAGGAUCCUUUUAUUGAUCUCACCAUCACUGUUUGCAUUGUGAUGAACACUUUGUUCAUGGCACUGGAGCACAAUAAUAUGUCAGAUAAUUUUAAAUCGAUGCUUAAUGUAGGCAAUUUGGUUUUUACAGGAAUCUUCACUGCAGAAAUGGUCUUAAAAAUCAUUGCUCUAGACCCCUAUUAUUAUUUUCAGCAACACUGGAAUAUUUUUGACAGUAUAAUUGUCACAUUGAGUUUAAUUGAACUGAGUUUACCCAAACAAAAAGGCAAGAAAGAAAGGCGAAAAGGAGGAACCCUGUCAGUUUUACGAUCCUUCAGACUGUUGAGGGUCUUCAAACUGGCAAAGUCCUGGCCAACUUUAAACACUCUAAUUAAAAUCAUUGGUAACUCCCUGGGAGCACUGAGUAAUCUGACCCUCGUCCUGGCAAUCAUCGUUUUCAUUUUUGCUAUAAUAGGGGUGCAACUUUUUGGGAGAAGCUAUGGGGAGAACAGCCAUAAAAUAAACAAAAAUGGCAGGCCACGCUGGCACAUGAUGGACUUUUUCCACUCAUUCCUCGUCAUUUUCCGAAUUCUGUGUGGAGAAUGGAUUGAGACCAUGUGGGACUGCAUGGUGGUCGCUGAACAACCACUGUGCCUUCUUGUCUUUCUGCUGGUCAUGGUGAUAGGAAAUUUAGUGGUUCUCAACCUUUUCAUUGCGCUACUGCUGAAUUCCUUCAGUACUGACUGUCUCCAGACAGCAGAGGAUGAUGGAGAGAUGAACAAUCUUCGGAUUGCCUUUGCUCGGAUUCACAAGGGAUUUCUCUUUGUGAAGAGUGUUACAUGGGAUACCUGUUGUGGAAAGCUCAGGCAUAUAAAGAAAGCACCCAGGAAGAAAAUCAAAUUGACUGCACAGAAUCCACUUGGGUUCAAGCAUGAAGAAAUAAAAAAUUGUAAAGAGAAUUACAAUAAUGAAUGGGCUGAGAAAAAUGGGGACAAAUGUUCAGGUCUUGAAGAUUUUAUUACCAAUCCCAAUGUAUUUGUUUGUGUCCCUAUUGCUGAGGCAGAGAAUACAAGCGAGGGUUUUGAAGAUGAUGAUAAGCUGAGUACAUUUACAGACAUGGAAUACAGCAAACAGGAUGAAAAUCACCUGAGGCAAAGGGGAGAAAAAGGGAAAAACUCAGGCAGCUGGAGUAAAGGAUCAGCAUUUUCCUCUGAAGAAUUCAGUGUGCUUUACCUAGGAAAGGAUAGGAAGGCUGAAGCGUCAUCGCCAGAGCAGAAAGAGUUUGAUAGUGUCAGCUCUUCUGAAGGCAGCACAGUGGACCUGACAAACCCUGAAGAUCUUUUGAGGCAGAUUCCAGAGUUUGCUGAAGACUUCAAGACUCCAGAAAAAUGUUUUCCUGAAGGUUGUGUUCGAUACUUUCGUUGUUAUGUGGGUAGUGCCAUAAAGUUUGGAGGAGAAACAUGGUGGAAUCUGAGAAAAACCUGCUACCAGAUUGUUGAACACUCCUGGUUUGAAUCCUUUAUCAUAUUCAUGAUCCUUCUGAGCAGUGGAGCCCUGGCAUUCGAAGACAUCCAUAUAAAUAAGAGAAAAAGCAUUAAAAUUAUGUUGGCAUUUCUUGACAAAAUGUUCACUUUCAUCUUUGUCUUGGAAAUGCUCCUGAAAUGGGUGGCUUAUGGCUUCAAGAAGUAUUUCACCAAUGCCUGGUGCUGGCUGGACUUCCUCAUCGUAGACGUCUCUUUAGUAAACCUCUUCGGCAGUUCAGUUGGGACCAUGAAAUCUCUUAGGACUCUUCGAGCUCUGAGACCCUUAAGAGCAUUGUCACGAUUUGAGGGGAUGAGGGUGGUUGUCAAUGCCCUUGUGGGAGCCAUCCCUUCCAUCAUGAAUGUUCUGCUCGUCUGCCUCAUCUUCUGGCUCAUCUUUAGCAUCAUGGGAGUGAACCUAUUUGCUGGGAAAUUUGGGAAAUGUGUCAAUCUGACAGAAGAAGAUUCAGAAUUAAAUAGUUCGAUCAAUGACAUAACAGACUGUAGAAUGUAUAAUAACACAGGAAAAAUAUUCUGGGUCAAUGUUAAAGUCAACUUUGAUAAUGUUGGCUCUGGCUACCUGGCUCUUCUUCAGGUGGCAACAUUUAAAGGUUGGAUGGACAUCAUGUAUGCGGCAGUAGAUUCACGAGAGAAAAAUGAGCAGCCGCAAAUGGAGUACAGCCUAUUUAUGUAUCUCUACUUUGUGAACUUCAUCAUCUUUGGAUCUUUCUUUACCCUGAAUCUCUUUGUUGGUGUUAUUAUUGACAACUUCAACCAACAAAAGAAAAAGUUAGGGGGGGAAGAUAUCUUUAUGACAGAAGAACAGAAAAAAUAUUACAAUGCAAUGAAAAAAUUGGGAUCCAAGAAACCUCAAAAACCCAUUCCAAGACCACUGAACAGAUACCAAGGGUUCCUUUUUGAUACUGUAACACGCCAAGCCUUUGAUGUUGUCAUCAUGAUUCUCAUCUGCCUUAACAUGAUCACCAUGAUGGUGGAGACCCAUGAGCAAAGUGAAACGAAGACUAACAUCCUUAACAAAAUCAAUAUACUCUUUGUUUCCAUCUUCACUGCAGAAUGUGUACUGAAAUUGGUGGCUCUGAGGCAGUACUAUUUCUCAAAUGCCUGGAACAUAUUUGAUUUAGUUGUUGUGAUCAUGUCACUUAUCGCCUUACUGCUUUCUGGCAUCGGUAAAGCAUUUGAACAUUUCUUACCACCUACACUCUUCAGGGUCAUUCGCUUGGCUCGGAUUGGACGAAUACUGAGACUCAUCCGGGCUGCCAAAGGAAUUCGAACUCUGCUUUUUGCCUUAAUGAUGUCCCUACCUGCUCUGUUCAACAUUGGCCUCUUGCUUUUUCUGGUCAUGUUCAUUUAUGCCAUUUUUGGCAUGGCUAACUUUGCCUAUGUGAAGAUGGAAGAUGGCAUUGACGAUAUGUUCAACUUCCAAACCUUUGCUAACAGCAUGCUCUGUCUCUUCCAAAUCACCACAUCAGCUGGCUGGGAUGGUCUUCUCAGUCCUAUUUUAAACACUGGGCCACCGUACUGUGAUCCAAACAUAAAUGGUACUAUAGGUGAAUGUGGUAAACCUGCCAUAGGUAUUAUUUAUUUUGUAAGUUACAUUAUCAUAUCGUUUCUCAUUGUUGUAAACAUGUAUAUAGCUGUUAUUCUGGAGAACUUCAAUGUUGCUACUGAGGAAAGUACAGAGCCUUUAGGGGAAGAUGACUUUGACAUCUUUUAUGAAAUCUGGGAGAAGUUUGAUCCUGAGGCAACUCAGUUUAUAACUUUCUCUGCACUUUCAGACUUUGCAGAUGCUCUGGCUGAACCUUUACGUGUACCAAAACCAAACAAAGUUGAACUCAUAGCAAUGGACCUGCCUAUGGUCAGUGGAGACAGGAUCCACUGCUUGGAUAUCUUGUUUGCUUUUACCAAACGAGUGUUAGGAGAUUCGGGGGAGCUGGAUACUCUAAAAGCACAAAUGGAAGAGAAGUUCAUGGCUGCCAAUCCAUCAAAAAAAUCCUAUGAGCCAAUCUCUACUACACUCAGACACAGACAAGAGGAAGCUUCUGCCACUGUCAUCCAGCGUGCCUACAGGAGUCAUUUGCUCCUGCGCUCCAUAAAGCAGGCUUCUUACCUGUACCAUCACAGAACUUGCAGUAUUGACACUCUUGGAGAUGCUGCUCCAGAAAAAGAAGGACUUAUUGCAUCUAUGAUGGGUGAAAAUUAUGGUAGGAGUCCUGACAAGUCUGAAACUUUGUCCUCAGCAUCCUUUCCUCCAUCGUACGACAGCGUUACGAGAGCCAGUAGUGGCAACCUCAUGGUUGAGAAUGGAGAAAUUAUAGGUAAUCAGCAAUCUCCAGACAUUAAAUAG